Molecule: messenger RNA, 4663 nt
Organism: Austrofundulus limnaeus
Lineage: Eukaryota; Metazoa; Chordata; Actinopteri; Cyprinodontiformes; Rivulidae
Gene: ddx6
Product: DEAD (Asp-Glu-Ala-Asp) box helicase 6
Exons: 15
Coding region: 288-1727 (479 amino acids)
Molecular function (GO): nucleic acid binding; ATP binding; RNA helicase activity
Source: RefSeq, a predicted model, not a curated record
GCUGGGAGACAUCUUGACUCCUUGUUUGAUACGACUCUCCUGCAGUCAGUUAGACCGUCAGUAGAAACACCGCAAAAGGAACCAAUUUAUUUCUGUAAUUCAAGGUUUGGACAGACUUGGAGGGACACGGAGGCUUUAGGACUCACAGGAUGGCCAGCUAGCUGAACAUUUGGCCAACAUUGAACAGCUCUCUAAGCCUUCCUGGAAAUCUCCAGCUGAGAGAGAGGGGUUCACUGUUUGGAGACUUAAGGCUUCGUUGUGUUCGGAGCUGACACAGAUAAGCAGACAUGAGCACCACCAGGACGGAGAACCCAGUGAUUUUGGGCUUGUCCAACCAGAACGGACAGCUGAGGGGUUCUGUUAAACCUGCUGGAGCCCCAGGUGGAGGUGGAGGAGGCCCCCCGCAGCUCAACCAGAUGAAAGGCAAAGUCAACGGGAGUUCCCAGCCAGCACCUCCAACAAACGCAGUCAUCAAACCUGGAGAUGACUGGAAGAAAAAUUUAAAAUUGCCCCCAAAAGACAUGAGGAUUAAAACUUCGGAUGUGACUGCAACUAAAGGCAACGAAUUUGAAGAUUAUUGCUUGAAGAGGGAGCUACUCAUGGGAAUCUUUGAGAUGGGCUGGGAAAAACCAUCUCCAAUUCAGGAGGAAAGCAUUCCCAUCGCCCUGUCUGGGAGAGAUAUUCUGGCCAGAGCAAAGAACGGCACUGGGAAGAGUGGAGCCUACCUCAUUCCUUUACUGGAACGCAUUGACCUGAAGAAGAGUUGUUUACAAGCUCUGGUCAUCGUGCCCACCAGAGAACUGGCUCUACAAGUCAGCCAAAUAUGCAUCCAGGUCAGCAAACACAUGGGCGGGGUGAAGGUGAUGGCAACCACAGGUGGAACCAACCUCCGCGACGACAUCAUGAGACUGGACGAAACGGUACACGUGGUGAUCGCCACUCCCGGCAGGAUUUUAGACCUCAUCAAGAAAGGAGUGGCCAAAGUCAAUCAAGUGCAGAUGAUCGUUUUGGAUGAAGCUGACAAACUCCUGUCUCAAGACUUUGUUGUUAUGAUGGAGGAGAUGCUGGGCUUCCUGCCCAAACACAGGCAGAUCUUGCUUUAUUCUGCCACAUUUCCUCUCAGCGUGCAGAAGUUUAUGAACGCACACCUGCAGAAACCUUACGAGAUCAACCUAAUGGAGGAGCUGACGCUGAAGGGUGUGACUCAGUAUUAUGCUUAUGUAACUGAGAGGCAGAAAGUGCAUUGCCUCAACACCUUGUUUUCCAGACUCCAGAUCAACCAGUCGAUCAUCUUCUGUAACUCCUCUCAGAGAGUAGAGCUUCUUGCCAAGAAGAUCUCCCAGCUUGGUUAUUCAUGUUUCUACAUUCAUGCCAAGAUGAGACAGGAACAUCGUAACCGCGUGUUCCACGACUUCAGAAACGGCCUCUGCCGGAAUCUCGUCUGCACUGACCUCUUCACAAGAGGAAUCGACAUUCAAGCUGUGAAUGUUGUGAUCAACUUUGAUUUUCCCAAGCUGGGAGAAACGUACCUUCAUCGCAUCGGUAGAUCAGGACGUUUCGGACACCUGGGUCUGGCCAUCAACCUCAUCACGUACGACGAUCGCUUCAACCUUAAAGGAAUCGAGGAGCAGCUCGGGACGGAGAUCAAGCCCAUCCCCGGGAUCAUCGAUAAGAGCUUGUACGUGGCCGAGUACCACAGCGAGAGUGGAGAGGAGGCGAAGCAGUGAGCCAAUCAAUCCACUCCCCUUCAGUUCCCCUUCAACCCCCACUUGGAUUAUUUUUUUAUUUUUCUCCCCUCCGGUUUUUUUUUUUGUACAGUUUCUUUCAGUCUUCCUUUCUCAGACGCCACCAUAGAAAGUUUUUUUUUUUCUAUUUUUUUAAUUAUUUUUCGAUGGAAGCUUUCAGGAUGAACUCACCGCCUUGAUUCAAGGCUUCAGCGCUGCGUCACAAACGUACCGAAGACACGAGCAACCAGGAGGAAGGCGAAGGGACCCGAGUCGAGCGGACGACGAGGUUUCCUCACUGCGGACACAGAGCCAGCACCGACGGACCCCCCCACUCCCCCCUCCUCCCUCCACACGCCACUUUUUAUUUUAAAAGUUUUGAGUUUCAACCCGUUCAUAUAAAGUGCCUUAACAAGCAGUUCAACUCGUUCUGAAGUAAUAACCCUUCAUUCGUCACCGUUGUCUCACUUCACCUUCACCUAAGUGAGAAUCAGUUCCAGUAAUUAGCAGAAAGGUGAAACUGGUUUGGGUGGGCUCAUGUUUUUCUGAGGGGGCUGGAGGAAAAAAAAAACCACAAACGGAGGGAAACUGGUCUGAGUUCUUUCCGCUGGCGACUAACUGAAGGACGAACCUUUGAGUUUUCAGUGGACAGAGACUGGAUUAUUAUUAUUUUAAAGUGUUUUUGUUCUCCAAGAGACGCCCAGACUGUCCCAGACGCUCGAGGAGAAGCUCGUGCUUCUUAAAGACCCUAAAAAGCUUUCCUCUCGUCUUCAACGUCAAAACACUAAAGUCCAAAAAAAGGAAGAGCAGCCUGGAAACAUCAGGAGGAUUCCUGCUUCACUGGAGAGUUUUUCCUCUUUUUCUUUUCUCUUAAUUUGUCCUGAGUUUCACCCUCUAUGGUUGGCCAUAAAUCCUGCAAACAAACAUGUGGGGAGCAGCUUCUGUAAAUACUUUAAUUUUAAGGUUGUUUUAAACAAAAGAAAAAAAAAGGUGACAAACUGGAAAGCUGCCCGACCCGUUUUCUGUCUCUCGUUGGCACUGAGGUCCUGAACUGUUUGUUCUGCGAUGUUGGCCUGUGAGUUUAUUUAUAAUUUUGUUUUCUUUUCUUAGAAAUCGCAAAAAGCAUUUAACGAAAUGUUUUUGAAGACGAUCGGUAAUCUGUAUUUUUUUUAAACUCCCUAUUUGACGAGUGCAAUUCAACGAAGAAGAAAAAAAGCGGCACUUAUUGUUCCCCUCCUCCUGCUGUCAGUGUUAACGAGCUCCCAGUCCAGACAGAUCGCUUUCCCAGUUAAUGAACUCUUUACCUGCGAAACGGGACUGUUUCCAAACUGAGCGCUGGUAAAUGUAAAACUAAUAAUCUGUCGUUUAGUGAUGCUACUUGCUGCAGUGCAGCUGAUUUGGCUGUUUUUGUUUUUUGUUUUCUUGCAGGGGGGCGGGGUUAUACGCUGUUACGUUAAAUUAAUGCCAUUAAGCACCACUGCGGGAUUUCCUACCUUUUGGGCAGAAGCUGUUUUUAGUUCUUCUCUCCCCCACUUUCUUUUUGUAGAAGAGCCUCGGCCAAAAAUCCAAACAAAUCUGACAUGUAGCGGGAUUAAUAAUCAUAAAUAAUCUCUGUGCUGCGAGUUAAAGUCGCUGAAACCCGCCUGAGGUUUGGUUUUUGCACAGAGCGGCGGCUUCAGCUCUGCUUUUUGUACGACGCCCGGAGGAGAAACGUGUGCCGUGGUGCAGAACUUUGGUUGUAGAUUAAAGCGGCGGGGGGGCAGAUUAUAUAUUCAGAUUACUUGUAAAAUGAGCCGGGCGACCCCGGCCCGCUGAGCUGACGGCCUCUUUCUGCCUCUGUUUUAUAUUCUAGAGUGGGGUGGGGAUUAGAUUUUUGUGACAAAGCCUUGGGUCUGCGUGGAGGUCCUCCUGAACGCUGGGCUCGGACCCCCACGCAGACCCUGGUUCCCCUCUUUGUUUUCACGGUAAGAUGCUUUAAGGUGCUCCUGAUCGACGAGAAGAGCUGUUGAAAACAAACGAUGAGAUCCUCCCCGUGCUUCUCGUCGGUCGGCGCGCUCGACCCUCGUUCUCCCCGACGGUUGCACCUCUUUGAUUUGAGGAUUUGGGUAAUUUGAGGGCAGGUGGGUGGGAUGUUUAAUAAAUUUAAAAACAUAAAUCAAAGUGUAACGGAGAGAUCGGGGGUCCGGUUGUUCAGACACGUGGCAGCUGUCUGUUUCCUCAGCCUGCAGUGACCACAGCCGCCGUUACGAAGCUGCGAGUCGAUUCUUUAAGAUUCGACGUUCAGCUUCGUGUCGGUGCAGCUUUGCUGCCGGUGAGGAGCCGUAAAGACUGAGACGAGAGCAUCUUGCCCCGGAUCGGGCCACGAAUCGAGCAGUUAAAACCAAAUCGUCUCAUUCUUUAGGGUCUUUUUAAAAAAAAAACAAACGUUGGGUGGGUAAUCUGGUCCGCUCGCUGCCCUGAUGCUUUUGUUUAUCUCGGCAGAAGGCAUCACAGCUUUUGUGUAAAAUUCGGCCAAACCGUCAGAUUUCCUGUCGAGAUAACCGGAGUCCUUUUUAGGAUUUCUUUUUCAAAAACAUCAGAAAAAAAAAAGAACCAGGGAGGGACGAGGGCACUUUAAGAAACGGAUGCUUUGAAGGUUUAAAAUAUUUAAAAAAAACAUCCGAACGUUUUGGUAAUGGGUUUGAUUAUAUCUGAGAAAGUUGCCCUCAGAUUAUUAUUAUUUUUGUUUCCAAUUGAAGAGUUCAGACGGAGAGCACCGUAACUUAAAUCUCCAAAUUGAAGUGGAUUUAAAGCUUGUGUUAGUUUUUAUUUAAUUUGAUUCUACGAUUGGCGCAGUUUUCAGUGGCACAAAAUUUUUAUGAGCAAAGUUCAGACGUCCGUGGGGAAAACAUGAUUGGAUUCAAAGUUUUGUUUGGAACAAUAAAGCUCACUGAAAUUUA